AUGGCGAAGAGGAGGUCGAGGAAGGCACCGCCGCCGCCCAAGAAGGUGCAGAAGGUCCCCACGGCCUUCGACUUCCCCUUCUGCAGCCACACCGGCAGCGUCCAUUGCAGCAUCGAUCUCAAGAAGGACAUGGUCGCCGUGGCGGCGUGCGGCGUCUGCAAGGAGGUUUACACCACCGUCGCCAACGCGCUCACGGAGCCUAUCGACAUCUACUCUGAGUGGAUCGACGAGUGCGUGAAAGCCAACGAGGGCGUUGACGUCGACAGCCGCUGA
Messenger RNA from Miscanthus lutarioriparius, 273 nucleotides. The record is from the annotation of a GenBank genome assembly. Lineage: Eukaryota; Viridiplantae; Streptophyta; Magnoliopsida; Poales; Poaceae.